Ascoidea rubescens DSM 1968 is the source of this 1506-nucleotide messenger RNA. RefSeq names its product mitochondrial 37S ribosomal protein mS47. Gene Ontology annotation, biological process: L-valine catabolic process. Bases 1 to 1506 code for a protein of 501 amino acids. The transcript has 2 exons. Gene Ontology annotation, cellular component: mitochondrion. NCBI's taxonomy places the organism in Eukaryota, Fungi, Ascomycota, Saccharomycetes, Ascoideales, Ascoideaceae. The record is from RefSeq and is a predicted model, not a curated record. Gene Ontology annotation, molecular function: 3-hydroxyisobutyryl-CoA hydrolase activity.
AUGUUGGCCAGCAUUACAGCUAGAUCUUCUCUUGCAAAGCCUCUUUCCUCAUUGCUAAUAAAGAGCAUACAGGACAAUCAGAUCUUGGUUUCCCAUGAUGGUCAUGCUAGAAUUUUGUCACUCAACAGACCUGAAAAAUUAAACUCUUUGUCGUCGAGUAUGUGCAAAGAGAUAAGCGAAAGAUUGGUUGAAUAUUCAAAAUCAAACCUAAAUAAUUUGAUUAUAUUGAAUUCAACUAGUCCCAAGGCUUUUUGUGCUGGAGGAGAUGUUGUUACUGCCGUUGAAAAUAUUAAUGCCAAAAAUCCUAAAGCAGCCUGUGAGUUUUUCCACCAAGAAUACUCGUUGAAUUAUCUUUUGUCCAUAUAUUCAAAGCCAGUAAUAACCCUUAUGAAUGGUAUUACAAUGGGUGGGGGAGUUGGUUUGUCAGUUCAUACACCUUUUAGAAUUGCAAGUGAAGAUACCAGAUUAGCCAUGCCAGAGAUGGAUAUUGGAUUUAUACCAGAUGUAGGCACCUCUUUUUUUCUUCCCAAAUUGGAUGGCUCUUUAGGUUAUUAUUUAGCAUUGACUGGUGAUGAUUUGAUUGGAAUUGACAAUUUAAUUGCAGGUACUGCUACCCAUUAUGUGCCAAAAGUCAGAAUUCCUGAAUUAACCAAAAGAUUAACCUCAUUAACUUAUCCUAAUGAUUUAUUACAAGAUAUCGGCAAUCAACCAAACAUUUCAAAUCUUUCACCUCAAACUAAAGAAUUUUUCUCGAUAACCAAUCAGGCUAUUGAAGAAUUUUCCGAUUCAGUUCCUGAAAAUCACAAAUUCAAGUUGUCUAAUCAAGAAAGACAUUUAGUCGAUAAAGUGUUUGAUUCCAAUUCUAUCUAUUCUGCAUUUGAAACUUUAGAAUCAUUGAUUAUUAAAGCCGAAGGCUCUGAAUAUGCUGAUUCAAAACCUUUUUUGCUUGAUUUAAAAAAAAAAUUAAAUAAAAAAUCCCCAUUAUCUCUUUCACUUGCUUAUGAAUUGUUAAACAGAGGUUCAGAAUCAAAUAAUUAUGACAGCUUGAGAGAGGAAUUAGUAGCUGCACAAAACAUUAUUCUCAAGUCAAAAUCUACUGAUUUUGUUACUGGUGUCACAGAAAAAUUAAUCAAAAAGACUAAUUCACCUCUCUGGAAACAUAAAAGUUAUAAUGAUGUUCAAGUAAAGGAUGUAACUGCACUCUUAUCAACCGAAAAACUUCCAUUCACUGAACUAAAAAACUAUAUUAAUGAAGAUAAUGCAAAUGUUAAAUUUUCCUCCUAUCCAGCAAAUUUUGCAUUGCCAUCAGAAAACGAGGUUAAGGACUAUAUUACAGGCAAUGACGGCACCGGUAGAGACUAUGCCGUUACUCUGAAGGAAGUGUUUAAUAGAUUUGCGCUAAAGUAUAACGAUAAAGCUGGUAUGAAGUGGAAGAUUAAAAACAUAUUAGAAAGAAAAACCAGGCCAAAUAAAUUUGACAAUCAAUAUUUAGAAUGGAGUUAUUGA